Molecule: messenger RNA, 1158 nt
Organism: Acytostelium subglobosum LB1
Lineage: Eukaryota; Evosea; Eumycetozoa; Acytosteliales; Acytosteliaceae
Exons: 2
Coding region: 1-1158 (385 amino acids)
Source: RefSeq, a predicted model, not a curated record
AUGUUCACAUUCGUCUCCACAGAGAUGUUCACAGAGAUAUCAUUCAGAAAGAACACUAUCAUUCCGAUCAAGCCAACGCCUCUACAACCACUACAACCACCAACACUUCAAAGUCCAACUCUCCCACAAGCUUUUAUGAUGGCCUUGAUGGUGGUGCAACUUCCAUUUGUACCGCAUACCUUUCAUAAACGAUCGUAUAUCAACAAUGAUGCGGACGCUGACUAUGGACACCUCAUCAAUCCUCACUGUGUCAUCAAGUCUCCUCGUAACUUGGUGAUCAGUGGCCAUUUCUUUGACUGGUUGUGUGAUCGUCAUCGAAGCAGUGGAGACGAGCAGCUGCUCCAGUUAUUUGGAAGAAUCACCAAGCUUACUGUCCAGGGCCCAAUGGACGUUAACAACCUCGUGAUGCUCCCCUCGCUGACCAGUCUCAGGUUCCAGCAGGACUUCGAAGAUAAUAUGAUUUACUUCAGGCAUCCGAUUCCAAACACAAUUCUCCAAUCACUCAAGAAGCUUCAAUAUGACCGAUGUACUCGAGAUGCUGUGGCAAACCUUCCAGAUGGUAUACAUCUCUCUAUCCACUGGAGCAUCGAAGAUGACGACGAACAGUGCCUCAAUCCAAACAUCAGCUGUUAUCACGUUGCUGUAUUAGAGAAUCCAUACGUUAUGCACUCGAACUUGGUCACCAGCCUGUAUCUCGGUGAGGCCAGCAUUGAGCCGGUGGAUCCCUUUCUUGAGAUGCCGAGACUGCAUCGCCUGGUAGUGGAAUUGGACAACCGUGUGACAGUGGAUCAGGUUGUGGCACUUAUAAAAGUGUGUCAUCGUAUUGACUCGAUCAAGAUUGUAGCAUGGGUCAUUGAAAAGGGAGUGGCCUUUGUGGAAGGCAUCCUCAAACAGACAACACUCGAUUCGAUUACUCUCCAACUUCCAAUCACUCCCCAGGAUACGUUGGCAUUCUAUAUGCACAAGAUAACAACAUCGCCCCAACUACAAGUGCUUCGCAUCAGACGUGCAAGAGAUAAGCAACCCAGGUUUGUCGGUGACAACAACCAGCACUACAAGUUCCUGCUCCGAUUCAAACAUCAUACCAAUGCCUUGGAAGAGCCACAGCACUUCAGCGAUGUGAGGCUGAGCAACUUCACACAUUCACAAUCACUCUAA